CUUUCACUUCUUCAUUAGAUAUGCUGCUGGUAAUAAAAUUAGUUGUAUUGGUGGUAAGGGGCAGAUGUUGAACUGCAGUUUCCGUUGAGACACUGUGACUCCACCACAACUGAAGCAACAGGUCACUGUCUGUGCUGCUGUUAAGUCUCAUGAAAAACUAUUGAAGCUCACUUCAGAUGACUCUCAGAAUGUUUGCUGCAGAUCUUCUUGUAUUCAGCUCUAUUAUAUCAGCUGCUUGGUGUCAGUCAGCCCUGAAAGUAUCGAUCCCCAAAUCCCUCAACACCACCAGUGGCUCUUGCCUUCUGAUUCCUUGUCUAUUCAACAUUUCAAAGGAGAGAGAAAACAUUCUUGAAAGUUCACCAGAAGUAACAUGGAGACGAGGAUCUCUGUGGUCACUCUACGACACAGAUGGUUUCACCAUCGAUCAACGUCAGAAGGAGCCUGUGAUGGAAGUGGUGGGUGACCUACGAAAGAAAAACUGCACUUCUGUCAUGAGGAACCUCACCAGCCUGCAUUCAGAUCGUUACUUCUUCAGGAUUCAAGCUGAGAACUUCCAAGUGACUGAAACAAAAGCUGUGCAAAUAAGUGUGUCAGAUUCCUUGGCUGAGCCGGAUGUGACUGUGCCGGUGCUCAGGGAGGGUGAGGAGGUGAAUCUGACCUGCACUGUUCCAGCUCCCUGCCCCAGUCGCCCUCCAAAUGUAAUCUGGGAUCCUGCAUUAGGUGGUAACGUAACACAGAGGACACAGAUGAAUGCUGAUGGGACUCAGAGUGUUUCUGCCAUCUUGAAUUUCAUCCCAUUGUUACACCAUCAUGAGCUGAAAGUGAACUGUGUUUCUAUUCAAAAUCUACACAGAGAGGACAGACCCCUGCUCAGCCACAAGAUGGUCAUCCUCAGUGUGGAGUGUGAGAUUUUAACCAAACACAAUCCUCCGAAGGAAACAUGGAUCUCUUUCACAGACUUGGUCUGGCUUGGUGAUAAUGUGACCCUCACCUGUCAAAGUAAAGCCAACCCUCCUGCGGUCCACAGCUGGUUCAUGAAGAGAGCAGGUUUAGAGGAAGAAUUGGGCAUCUCACAUGUGAUUUCUUUCACUGCUUCCCAUGAUAACACUGGGGAAUACAUUUGUGAGGCACAGAAUCUAUACGGUGCAAUGAACUCCACAAACUUACAGAUCAAUGUCCUAGGCAUAUCCUUCACUGCUUUUCUCUCAAUUUUGGCAGCUUUAUCACUACUUAUAUUUGCACUUCUUGCAAUGACUAUUGUUAUGAUUUACAGAAGGUGUAAAGAGGCAAUCAUGAGUGAAACGAACCAAGAUCAGAACAUUUAUGCCAACAUGUCUGCAAGUGCAGUGAAAAAUAAGCAGCUCCAGUCAAAGCCAAAUGAUGAGAAAACCUGUACCAUUAACCCUGUAUACGCACUCAAACAUGAUCUCCACGACGAAACCAUCUACGCAAACUGUUGAAGUGAAAAGUAGUUUGUUUAAAACAUCCAUUCAUUGAUCCAUUCAUUGAUCACCACUGAACAAUUAGUCUCUGGAUGUCAGUAGUGAUCAUUUGAAUCAGUAUUAGCUGCAUAUACAUGAAUAAACUUCUCAAAAGUCAUUUAUAUCUAUUAUGUUCAGAAUCAUAUCCUCGCUAUUAACUUCAAAUAAUGAAAGUUCUCCAGUACCUCAACACCAAAUGUCAGUGAACUACCUGUAUCUUCAUUUUUAAUUUUUAUGUGAUAUAAUUCUCUUCAUGCUUUUACAGAUUUUAGCGGAUGCAGUGGUUUGAAUUUAUUUGAAUUUAUCCGUGUUAAAUAAAAUAAAAAUAAAAAAACACAGCUUUUCACUUCAUAAGAUAUUAAAUAAUAGACUAGAGUUAAAUACAGUAUUUAACCAGCUGCUAACAUGCCCCAUGUCCUUGUUGUGUUGUCAGACAGCCAAAUGCAUGGGUUGAGUAUGUUUGGACUAUUUAAUUUGUGUUUUAUUAAUUGUCUGGAAUGUUUAUAUAUAUAUAUAUUAUUGAGUUAUUGUGCUGAUAUAUUCUUGUUAUUUCUUUUGUUAUUUUAAAGUAUUUAAACAUCUUGCCAAAGGACUGCAGUUGAGAAUUAGCCAGCUGGCUGACACUGCCAAAUUUUAAUCUUACAGUUUUUUUUUUCAAUCGCUAACAAGCGCUUAACCAUACUUCAGAUACUUUUUCUAAACUCUUAACACAGACUAACACCUGCAAAACACAAUUGGCCAAAUGGAUAAUUUUCUUCUCAAAAACACAUUUUGUUAAAUAUAUACUAAAUCUUCAUUUCAAAAUAGAACACAUCUUUCUCUGCACACACCAACUUUACCAAAACACUGGAAAUCUGACUCAAAAUUUAAUUAUUCUGUCAAAGAAUAACACUUGUUUUCACCUCAAAAGGUACAUGCAGUCAAUCAAAGUACACCAGGUUUCAAAAUACUGGCUAUUGUUGACAUUACAAAAACUGCAUAGACUUCAGUCUCAGUUUUACAGGUAUUUGGAUGCAAAACAUGCAAUUCACUGUUUUACACUAAAUUUCUUGGUUAGGAACUGUAUGUCCAAAUCUACAGUAAUGUUCACAUUCAAAAGCAUUGCAGUAAAAAGCUAUUUUUUUCCUUUACUGUUUACUGCAGGAGGUACAGUAUAAACACAGUAUGAUAGAACAGAAAAUGUUUGACAGUAUUGCUUACAGUGAACAAAAUAUCCAUGAAACACAUAAGAGCAUUCUGAACAAAAAACAACAACAGCAAAAAGCCCAGAUAAAAAAAAGGGGGGGGGGG
Messenger RNA from Carassius gibelio (silver crucian carp), 2771 nucleotides. RefSeq names its product sialic acid-binding Ig-like lectin 13. The transcript is spliced from 8 exons. The record is from RefSeq and is a predicted model, not a curated record. Lineage: Eukaryota; Metazoa; Chordata; Actinopteri; Cypriniformes; Cyprinidae. The coding region runs from base 177 to 1460 and encodes 427 amino acids.